AUGAAUGCCUUCAAAUCAUUCUCUUAAGCUAUUUUCGCUAUGAUUCCAAACAUUUUUAGUAACCCACUUAGAAAUUAAAAUGCUGAGGAUAAUUGCAGCUACAGUAGUGCUGAAGAAAUAGAAUGCAGCUCAGAGUGCAGUCUAUGCUACUCUGAUAAUUUGACAGUUAGUAAGUCUAGCAGAGAUAUAAACUCAAAGCACAGUAGUAAAAGCUAAAAGAGCUGUAGAUGCUCCAAUGGCACUAAAAAGUUAAGGCUUAAUCAAGAUAUUGAGCAUGACAUAGAAAAAGGAGGGAGUACAGAGUAUAUCACUCUUAGAUAAUAAAGUAGUAAUAGAAUUGAAAAGCUAUUAAAUAAUGACUCCUAGAAAAAUAAGGAAAAUAAUAUUCCGCAAGAUCACCAUUUGAGAUUUCAGCAAAAUCCUUUUUAGAAUUCAUAGUAUACUUUUGGCCAAGAUAUAUUCAAGAAUCGAAAUCAGAUAAAUAAACGCAAUUCAUUUGUGACUGAGAAAGUUUAAAUAAUUCAAUCAUAAGAGAGCUAAGGAUACCAAUAGCUAUCACAGAAAGAUUUCCAAAAUUCACAGGACAAGUAAUAAGCUGUCAGAAAAUCCCUAGAAGUUAAUAAGGAAAAAUCAGAACUCCAUCAAGAAAAUGAUAGACAAUCUAUUUUACCAAAGCGACAAAGUGAGGAGAAGAAAAUAACUUUCGAGUUAUUUAACCAGUAAAAAUCUAGUAUUAAACUAUUCACACUUGAGGAUCUUAAAUAAAAUUCAAUUUGUCUUGAUCAAACUAUGAAAUAACUAGAAAAGUUUGCAAACAUAUCUAUCCUUGAUUAAGAUCCAAUUCCUGCUCAAUCCCAGUAAUAAUAGUUUCAAUAGUAGCCAUCAUAAAAGAGAAAAGCUCAAGUUAUAUACAAUGAGGAAAUUGAAAAUGAUUAUAAUGAAAUAGUGGUGGAUGAAAUAUUUUCUAAAGAUAAAUUAAUGACUGAAGUUGUAAUAAAUAAUCACGAAUGCAACUAUCAGAUAUACAGAGGAUCAAUGGAAUGCUUGAAGCCAGGCAAAUGGUUUAAUGAUGAAAUCCUAAAUGCUUACACAGAGCUAGUGAACUAUAGAGACAAUGAGAAGAAUCUCAACAAUGUCUAUGUGUUCAGCACCUUUUUCUACACUAUGAUAGAUGAAAUGGUCAAGAGAAAUGACUAUAAUUACAAUAAAUUAAUGAGGAAGAUUAGUAAAAAGGGAAUUAAAUUAGAAAAAUUCAAACUUUUACUUGUUCCCAUUAAUUUAACUAAAUACCACUGGUUCCUAAUCGCUUUGGACUUAAAAGCUAAUAUAAACUAUGUCAUUGACUCCAUGAGGACAUCUAAUCUGGAACGAUACUAAAAUAUUUGCAGAAACCUAUAGAGGGUAUUUAAUGAAUAUAUAAAGUCUACUGGAGAAAAUGAGAACCCAAAAGAAUUUCAAAUAGAAAUCUGUGAAGGUAUUCCAUCUCAAGAUAAUGGUCAUGAUUGUGGAAUGUGCACUUGCUUGAAUAUGGAAUUGCUAGGCAUUAAUGCAGAUGUAAAUGAUCUAUCUUACCAAAAUAGUGAAGAAUUCUCAGCAAAUCAGAGGAGAAAGAUAGCUGUAGAAUUAGUGAAAGGAGAACUGACUGAACAAAAAUACUGA
This is a messenger RNA of Stylonychia lemnae, 1659 nucleotides long. Lineage: Eukaryota; Ciliophora; Spirotrichea; Sporadotrichida; Oxytrichidae. The record is from the annotation of a GenBank genome assembly.